AAGAGGUUUGAACGUUCUGCCUGCAUAUUACGUUGCCCACGAUGUUAUAGCAUAUAACUUCARUAAUAUCUUUUAACUGCAUGUUACUGUUGUAUAAAUGUGGAGAUUAAGGACAGUUCGUCAUAAAGCUGGUCGACAAAUCGACAACAACUUGGAGGAGCUCAGAUUGAAGAGGAGAGAAAAGGAGAGAGCACUGAGGCAAGCCCGCAGAGACCGACAACUUGUGAGCAAAAGGCUCCUAAAUGAGGAUGAGGAGCAGCCAGAGGUCACUAUGCAAACAACGGGUGAACAGGACGUGGUCAGUUUGUUUCACAAACUUCAACACAACAGAUCAGAGAAGGAGUCUCACCUGAGAGCUCUAAGUAAAGCUUUGCGGGACCCAUCGGCACAACUCGCCUUCAUUAAGCUGGAGAACUGCGUGCAUCUGCUGGUCGGUCUUCUCACCGGUUCUGAUGCUCAGUGUCGUCUGCAGGCCGCUCGGUGUCUUCACGAACUGUCUCACUCUCCACACACCGGCGUGGCCUCAGCUUGUCUGCCUGCCACUCCCUACCUGCUAACCUACCUGUCCAGUCAGAGCACCAAAUUCACAGAGCUGUGUCUCUAUACGCUGGGAAAUCUAUGUCCAGACAAUGAGGUUGUAAAAGAGAAACUCCUUGCUCAGGGAAUCAUCCCAGCGCUGGCCAGUUGUUUGGAGAACCAAAAACAUAACCUUGCAGUGGUUGAGGCGGUGGGCUUCACGCUCUCACAGCUUCUUCAAACUAACCGUGCAGCAGACAAAAUGAUCUCGAUGAUCAUGGCCUCCACUUUACCCUCACAUUUAUUAUCAGUUCUGASCCCUGACCCAGACUUUGGAAUGGCUCCUGCUAUUGAGUGUGCUUGGUGUCUGCACUACCUCACCUGCAGCACAGAGGAUCACAGAGUUCUACUCUCUGAARGGACCUUGAUGAGCUGCAGUUCCCUUUUAGUGUCACUAGGUGGUGCUGUUGCUGCUGGAAACAAAGAACAAGGAAUGGAGCUGCUGAUCUGGCCUCUGCUGAGGUGUGUGGGAAACCUCCUGUCUUCCUGCCCCRUGGAAGGUCUCAGCUCUCAAGUGGGCGAUGUUCGUCUUGUAGUCGCCUUGUGUGAACUUGUUCAUGCCUACCUGCACAGCCACGUGGCCUUGGCCAGAGAGACCGCCUGGGUCCUCAACAACCUCACAGCCCACUCCACGGAUUUCUGCUCUGCUCUCCUAACUUUCAAUUUGGUUCCAAGACUGAUUCAGCUUCUGCCUUUUUCUCAAGGCAUCAACACAAAGGUCUUAAGGAUUUUAGCAAACAUUGCACACAAAAGUAAGGAGUUCUGCAUCCAGUUAGCGGAGCUCGGGUUGCUAUCUGCUCUCUGCGCCACACUGAAAAUGGCUGACAACGACUUGGUGACCCUGAGUCUGGACGUYCUGUUCAUGAUGGUCAUCAGUUGUCCUCAGAUAGCGGAGCAGUUUGUGAGACAAGAUGGUGUUUUACUUUUAGAAGCCAUCCAGUACAACAGGGAAGGAGAGAUGAGGAGGAGGGCUGCAUACCUCCUGGAGCGCCACUUCCAACAAGAUAUGAAAAUUUGACUGAUCCUUGACCCGAUAAGAUGUCUUCUAGAAUAAAACACAAAGACACUUUUAAAGAGACUGAACAACUUGUGUACAUUUGUUCACUUUUUAAAAUAAACAUGAUGGUGACCAACA
Molecule: messenger RNA, 1711 nt
Organism: Austrofundulus limnaeus
Lineage: Eukaryota; Metazoa; Chordata; Actinopteri; Cyprinodontiformes; Rivulidae
Gene: tmco6
Product: transmembrane and coiled-coil domains 6
Exons: 13
Coding region: 98-1594 (498 amino acids)
Molecular function (GO): protein binding
Source: RefSeq, a predicted model, not a curated record